AUGAAGUUCGACAACGUGCUUUCAGAAAUAAACGGAUUUGGAAAAUUCCAAAUCGUGCUCUUCUUGAUUCAGACGAUCUCUCGAAUCACGAUGCCGUGUCACUUCCUGCUGAAUAACUUCAUGGCAGCUGUUCCCGCUCACCACUGUAACAUCGCUGCUCUGGAUGACGGCGGCGCCUUCGCGAAUCUGACCGUGGAACAGAAGCUGGCUGUCGGGGUUCCGACGGAGCCGGACGGGACUCCGAGCUCCUGCCGGAUGUUUUCGAAGCCCCAGUAUGAACAUCUGUCCGGCCGGAACAGCAGCGAGGACGCGUCUGCCGUCCAGUGUCGGGACGGAUGGGUGUAUGACAACAGCACCUUCAAAUCUACUUUGGCAACAGAGUGGGAUCUGGUGUGCAGCAGAAAGGGGAUGAACAAGGCCACAGCCACUGUUUUCUUUGUUGGUGUUAUGGUGGCUGCUCCUGUAUUUGGCUUUCUCAGCGACAGGUUCGGCCGGCGCCCGCUGCUCUUGGUGUCUUACUUGUCAUCGAUGCUGUUCGCAGUCUUAAGUUCACUGUCCACAUCUUAUAUAAUGUUUGUCAUCAUGAGAUUUUUUAUGGGGAUGUCGAUCUCCGGAGUCAGCAUCAUCACUACUGUUCUAAAUGUGGAAUGGGUCGACAUCAAACACAGGACCUUUGCUGGUGUGAUUACAAGCCUGGACUGGACAGUUGGAAACUGGAUCCUGGUUGGAAUGGCGUACUAUGUUAAUGAUUGGAGGAUGCUCACUCUGGCCGUGACCUCACCCCUCAUACUGUCCGUCAUUACUUGGAGGUGGCUUCCAGAGUCCGCACGGUGGCUCCUGGCAAACGGAAAGGCAGACGCUGCCCAUCACUACAUCAUGAAAUGUGCCGAGAUGAACAACAGGGCCAAGUGCAUGGCCGCCGUCACACCGAGGGCGUUACUGGAAUCUGCACAAGCUGAAACCGUCAAUAAGAAGUACACUGUCUUAGAUCUUUUCAAGACCCCCAAUAUCAGGAGGAUCGCUGUGUGCUCUGGGAUCGUGUGGUACGGAGUGGCAUUUACAUAUUAUGGGAUAAGUCUGAACAUCACUGGGUUUGGGUUGAACCUGUACCUCACGCAGUUAAUAUUUGCAUCCAUCGAGAUGCCAAUGAAGAUCGGUGUGUAUGUUUUCCUGGAGAAAGUUGGCAGACGGCCUGGUUUGGUGGGAGCUAUGCUGUUAACUGGUCUCUGUCUCUUCAUCAACAUAUUUGUUGCAAAAGAUAAGUGGCUCAUCCGCACUGUGGUGGCGGUCCUUGGGAAAGCUCUGUCAGAGGCCUCAUUCACAAUCAUGAUCCUCUUCACCACUGAGCUCUAUCCCACCGUCGUGAGACAGAACGGUUUAGGCUACACCUCGUUCAUCGCCCGGCUGGGCGUCUCCGUAUCGCCGCUCAUCAUGCUGCUGGAGGACCUGUGGCAUCUCCUCCCCGUGGUCAUUUACUGCGCGGUGGCGGUCGGAUCUGGUUUAGUGGCUUCGCUCCUGCCUGAAACACUGAACGCCAGACUGACGGAGUUCAUCGAGGAUGUUGAGAAACCAAGACGACGUUCCUAA
Molecule: messenger RNA, 1587 nt
Organism: Chelmon rostratus (copperband butterflyfish)
Lineage: Eukaryota; Metazoa; Chordata; Actinopteri; Chaetodontiformes; Chaetodontidae
Product: solute carrier family 22 member 7-like
Exons: 10
Coding region: 1-1587 (528 amino acids)
Biological process (GO): transmembrane transport
Cellular component (GO): membrane
Molecular function (GO): transmembrane transporter activity
Source: RefSeq, a predicted model, not a curated record